Thamnophis elegans (Western terrestrial garter snake) is the source of this 549-nucleotide messenger RNA. RefSeq names its product Purkinje cell protein 4 (gene PCP4). The record is from RefSeq and is a predicted model, not a curated record. NCBI's taxonomy places the organism in Eukaryota, Metazoa, Chordata, Lepidosauria, Squamata, Natricidae. Gene Ontology annotation, molecular function: calcium ion binding; calmodulin binding. The transcript is spliced from 3 exons. The coding region runs from base 75 to 263 and encodes 62 amino acids. Gene Ontology annotation, cellular component: cytoplasm.
CGGAGAGCUUGUAGCCCAGCAGCUCUGCCUUGAGGAAGUGAGGAUCUGCGAACUCUCAUUUCAAAUUCAUCAUCAUGAGUGAGAGACAAGGUGCUGGAGCAACAAACGGAAAAGGCAAGGCCCCUAAUGACAAUGAUACGCAAAAGAAAGUUCCAGAGGAUUUUGACAUAGACAUGGAUGCACCAGAGACAGAGAAAGCUGCUGUGGCGAUACAAUCUCAAUUCAGAAAAUUCCAGAAGAAAAAGGCUGGCUCCCAAUCUUAGUUGUUACCUCACAGUUUUCCCCAUCAAACACUAGUCUAUCUGGAAAUGAAUUAAAACUUUUAGAUGCAUGUACAGGAAUAACCACUAUUUAAAACCCCAAUUGUCAAAUAUCAAAAUAAGUAUGCAUAUGUUGUGGCUUAGUCUCUAUAUUGAUGACCAGUAUCAGUUCUUCUGUAAUCCACAUUUUACCUGAUAUUAAAAUAAAAUAUUAGGAUGAAAUUACUGAAAUUUGGUCAGUCUUGCGCUGCAUUCUUAUAUUAUUUCAAUAAAUCCAGUGCUUUAAAUU